Molecule: messenger RNA, 830 nt
Organism: Aspergillus pseudonomiae
Lineage: Eukaryota; Fungi; Ascomycota; Eurotiomycetes; Eurotiales; Aspergillaceae
Product: putative membrane protein
Exons: 4
Coding region: 23-634 (203 amino acids)
Biological process (GO): fatty acid elongation; sphingolipid biosynthetic process; very long-chain fatty acid biosynthetic process
Cellular component (GO): endoplasmic reticulum membrane
Molecular function (GO): 3-hydroxyacyl-CoA dehydratase activity
Source: RefSeq, a predicted model, not a curated record
AAGCACAAGGGGGACACUAACCAUGUCGCCUACGCAAGAACACCUCUCCCCUAAAAGAGCCUACCUACUCUUCUACAAUGCCAUAUCCACGAUCCUCUGGCUCCGCAUCCUCCUCACCGUCCUCACAACCCACGACCCGGCAUCAACAUACACAACUCUCGAGCCCUGGACCCGAUGGACGCAAACCCUAGCAGUUGCAGAGAUCUUCCACUCCGCUGCCGGAAUCACCCGAAGCCCCGUCUUCACAACCUUCACGCAAGUAUUCGGCCGCAGCGUACAGGUCUGGGCCAUUAACUAUGCCUUCCCGGCCGUGACUGCCCCAUCAUGGGCCUACCCGGCGAUGGUGCUCGCCUGGUCUGCGGCAGAUACCGUCAGGUACCUAUAUUUCGUCGUAAUGCUGGCGGGGAGGCCGGUACCCGAUGCGCUGAAAUGGCUAAGAUACUCGCUCUUCUUCGUUCUCUAUCCCAUCGGAAUCAGCAGCGAAUGGUGGUUAAUGUACCAUGCUGCGAAUGCCACGUCUAGUCUUGUCGUGGCUGGCAUCUUCUAUUUCUUUCUCGUGCUUUAUGUGCCUGGAACGCCUAUGAUGUAUAAAUACAUGGUUAGCCAGCGACGCAAGACCUUGGCUCGCCCGUAGGUGGAGGGGUUGUUUCUUGUGUGAGAUUUGGUCUUCGGAAGGGGGGUUGGGUUAUCUUCUAUCAAUUUCUUUUUGUACAGUAUGUUGUACAUAUUCUUUGCUUCUGUUUGUCUGGAUGUAGUCUAGUGGCUUAGUCUAUGUGUAUAUAUAAGCCUGGUGGAUGUGUGACGAGAGAAUUCUAAGUGGUGUUAUUUUG